AUUCUUUAUAUUUCAAAAACUGUCACUGUGUAUAUAUGUACAUGCAGAUGUAUGAUGGACAAAUUGCUCGUAGAGUGAUUUUUCUUUUGGCAGGGAAAGACUGCUCAGUCGAAGAUUUGUGGUCGCAGAGUUUAAAGAUGAUAUUCAGGUUAUACCAAAACUGUGGCUGCAAAGUGGAGACCUGUGCAAAUAUCCUUCAUUACAAAACAGAUCAAAGAAUUAGAAAAGCGGUAGAAAAAGAAGAAGUUCCAAGCACCAACUGGACAUUCCACACAGUUAUUCGGAUAUUUGGCGAAUAUUCAUCUUUGGAAACAGCUGAUGAGAAGGCAAAUAGGGCUAUUUACACAUCAGAUAUGGAUACCGAAAAGGAGGGAAAGGAAUAUAGGAAACAUAGAACAAAAAAAAGAGUGUUUACUUCAUCGGAAAGUGAGGAAGAGCCAUAUACAACUGUUUAUUUACCUCCUCCAUCUCUUCCUCUGAAAGUUCAACGACGCAGAAACGACGCUGAUGAAAAUAUUUGUAGUGAACGUUCGGAGAAUGUCACUUUCCAGAGUUUCACCAGACAUAACGAUUAUGAAUCACCGACGAUGUCAUAUAAAGGCACACGCUCAUUUUGUAAAGACGUAGGUAACGAAAGUUCAUCAUAUGGGAGGAUAAAAGAAGCUAACGAGAUCGCAUAAAGAAUCGGCACACUGAGACAUCAUCAGGAUCCAUUAGUUUCUGCACAAAAUUCAGGAGAAGGAGCUCGAGCUCCAUACUGAUAAUUUAAAUUACCAAUCGCAAGGAGCGAUUGGUAAGUUGAAAUUUUUAACAAGCCUAAAAAGAAACGAACUGCCGAACUUGCGAACAAUUGGACUAUUUAAAAAAACUGACCCGAGAAAUAACCGUCGUAAAAUAUAAUGUAAGACGGUCAUUGGACUUGUUGCAUAUUUUAGUGAAGAAAUCAGACGAAAAAGAAAAAUCACGGAAUCCGACAUAUCUCUUCGAGGAUAUUGAAGAUUUAUUUCCACUAAAAAAAAAUUCCAAUUAAUGGAGGUUGAGGACAUUCUAAAAGACCCUAAAUCCCAACGCGGCGAUGCAAUAGGCGCUUAUGUGAAAUCCAUAGGAGGAAAUAACAUGGAUGAUGCGGUGAAAAGAAGCCUCUAUAAACUAAUCUCAAACGGAUUGGCGGAACAG
Molecule: messenger RNA, 1176 nt
Organism: Harpegnathos saltator (Jerdon's jumping ant)
Lineage: Eukaryota; Metazoa; Arthropoda; Insecta; Hymenoptera; Formicidae
Exons: 6
Coding region: 36-680 (214 amino acids)
Source: RefSeq, a predicted model, not a curated record